Messenger RNA from Eimeria necatrix, 2694 nucleotides. RefSeq lists its product as hypothetical. NCBI's taxonomy places the organism in Eukaryota, Apicomplexa, Conoidasida, Eucoccidiorida, Eimeriidae. Gene Ontology annotation, cellular component: SWI/SNF complex; nucleus. The record is from RefSeq and is a predicted model, not a curated record. Gene Ontology annotation, biological process: regulation of transcription by RNA polymerase II. Gene Ontology annotation, molecular function: transcription coregulator activity. The coding region runs from base 1 to 2694 and encodes 897 amino acids. The transcript is spliced from 10 exons.
AUGCAGGGCUUCAACCCCCAGUCUCUCCGCCUCCUGGCGGCUCUUCCUCUGGACUUUUCAAAGUUGACUCAGGCCUUCGACUUGGACGACGUGGUCCAGCGCAGAGACCCCAGCGAGUGCAGCAGGGGGCCCCCAGGGGGCCCCCAUGCCCAGGGGGGCCCCCCGGGGGGCCCCCCUGGGGGCCCCCAUGCCCAGGGGGGCCCCCCGGGGGGCCCCCCGGGGGGCCCCCAGGGGGGGCCCCCUGCUGCAGAUAGCCCCGGAGCUGCAGCAAUGAAGGGACUUGUGAUUCGGACUUAUAGAGGCAUUCAGGACUAUUCUCAAGAGCGAGAUCCUGACCGCAUGAAUCCUGGCCCGGAGGAGGUGCAGGUGGCUUGGGAAGAUGGAGCUGUUGAAAAUGUCUGGUGUGGGGCUUUGAAGUUGGUGGACAGGUGUCUCUACGUGGGAGACACAGUGCUGCAUGCAGAGACUGGGGCUUUGGGGCUUGUCCUUGAGGUGCAGCAAACCCUAGAUCUGGCCAUUCCAGUGGAGGCCCUGCAGCAGCAGCAGCAGCAGCAGCAGCAGCAGCAGCAGCAGCAGCAGCAGCAGCAGCGGGAGCAGCAGCAGCAGGGGCGGCGGGGCGCCGCUGGGGGCGCUGCAGGAGCUUCUGCUGCAGCAGCAGAAGCUGCUGCUGCUGCUGCUGCUGCGCGGCCCCCCCCGCGGCUGCAGGGCCUCUGCAGCAGGGCCCUGGGGGCCCCCCCGCUGCUGCUGCAGCCGCCGCUGCUGCAGCAGCUGCAGCAAUUCAAAGAGGGGCUGCCAGUCAUCAGCGGCGGCCGCGUCGGAUGUGUCUUGGGGGGAAAAGUGGAUUAUGUAAUUACUCUCGAGUCCGGAGACGAAUUCGUCUAUGAAGACGGGCCCAAGUGGAAGGUGCAGCAGCAGCAGCAGCAGCAGCAGCAGCAGCAGCAGCAGCAGCGGCAGGCAGCAGCAGCAGCGGCGGCGGCAACGGCAGCGGCAGCGGAAGCCAGAAUGCAGCCGACGCAAGCAGACUCAGUAGAGGGGCCCCUAGCAGCAGCAGCAGCAGGAGGUGCAGCAGCAGCAGCAGCAGCAGCAGCAGCAGCAGCAGGGCCCCAGAGGGCUUUGACGCCCUGGUCCGAACACAGCCCCAGCGAGCUGCUGCCGCUGCAGCAGCAAGUCUUGCGUUUGGGGCAGCCGAUUUAUGUGGACAUUCGCCGGGCUUUGGGUUUGGGGGGGGCCCCCCGGGGCCCCUCUGAAGCAGCAGGUGCCCCAGCAGCAGCAGCAGCAGCAGCAGCAGCAGCAGCAGGAGGGGCAGCAGCAGCGGACCCCGCUGCAGCGGCAGCAGCGGCAGCAGCGACGCCAGAGAAACCCGCAGCCGCAGCAGCAGCAGCCCCCGCAGCAGCGGAGAACCCCCCGCCCGCGCCAGCAGCAGCAGCAGCAGCAGCAGCAGCAGCAGCAGCAGCAGCAGAGUUUGGAGAGGCGGAGUACACGGUGGGGGUGGUGGCUGGAGUGCGGACUUGCUGCAGCGUGCUGUGGGAAACAGGAGCUGUAGAGACACAAGCAGCAGCAGCAGCAGCAGCAGCAGCAGAAGAAACAGCAGCAGCAGCAGCAGGAGCAGCAGACGCAGCAGCAGCAGCAGCAGCAGCAGCAACUGCAACAGCAGCCAAGCUGCAACGCAUCUUCGAAGCAACGUCGUUGCUGCUGGGAGACGCAUCAGCAAGCCCCCUACUAGACGCGGAGCCCCUGCAGUCAUCAGCAGCAGCAGCAGCAGCAGCAGCAGCAGCAGCAGCAGCAGCAGCAGCAGCAGCAGCAGCAGCAGCAGCAAGGGGCCCCGGAGGCGCAGCUGGGCAUUGUGGUCUACGCAAACCGCGAAGAGAAAAAGGCCCUCAUUGCCUGGAUCAAAGACUCGCAGCAAUUCGCAAAGGACUUCUUCCUAGUCCUCUCCUCAAUCUGCAGCAGCAGCAGCAGCAGCAGCAGCAACAGCAGCAGCAGCAACAGCAGCAGCAGCAGCCGUCGGGCCUCCCUGCCGUUUCUUCUCAGUCUGCUCAUUUCCUCGUUGUUUCAUUUGUGUCUUCUGCUGCUGCUCUCUUGACAGCUCAAGUGGCUCAAGCAGCAGCAGCAGCAACAGCAGCAGCAGCAACAGCAGCAGCAGAGGGGCCCCUCCUUUCCCUCUCUUGGGAAUCCUGGGGGGCCCUCACGCUGCAGCAGCAACAUUUAUUCUUGCCAGGGGACUUGGCGCUGCUGCGCCCCGACAGACUGCACAAACUGGGGGCCCCCCUAAACCCAGGGGCCCCCCUGGGGGCCCCCCCGGGGGCCCCCCUGGGGGCCCCCAUGGGGGGCCCCCACACCCCGGGGGGCCCCCGAGGGGGCCCCCAAGGGGGCCCCUCUGGGGACGCGAGAGUUUUUGUGGAAGUUAUUGGGAAUUGCGGGGGCUCUUUGUGGGUCCGCACUUUGGACGGAGUUGUUGUUCCCUUUUUAGCUGCUGAUUUGCUGCCGCUGGCUUUCAGAAGACUGGGGGAUUUGCUGGAGGAAGACGCAGAAGGAGGGUCGUCCGAUGAAGACUCGAACUACUCCAGCGAAGGCUCCGAAAUGGCAGAGGGGGAUUGGACUUAUGGCAAGAAGGACUCCGGCUCUGACAGCACCAACAUAACUUCUCUCUCUGGCAACUCUGAGGGCAGCAGCAGCAGCAGAGACAAUCCCUAG